AUAACCUGCUGUACCGCCGCGUAUCCGCCACGUUUGAAAAUCUCUCCACAACCAGAGUCUUUUGGCGGAACUCCGCGUCAAGUGCGCUUUUGGAUUUCUGUGUUUGUAUAACCUGUCACUCAGUCACUGUACAUUCCAAGAGAGACAAAAGAAAGAAAAGGAUUGAAAGCGAAGAAAGUGGUUUCAGCCCUAAAGCCUCCUCGUUUAUUUCCUUCUCUCCAAUUCGCUCUCUCACUCCCUUCUUUCACUCCCAAACUCUAAAUUGCCGCCGCUCUUGGCUGCUCCCACCACUGCAAGAUUUCGCGCUUCGCUUUAGGAUCGGGUUUACUGCGCUUGCACAAAAAUUGGCCGUGCAGCUCUCCUUUUAGGCUGUUUUGGUCUAAGGGUUCAACUAUGGCUGGUGAAUUGUUGGUGAGUGCGAAUGGAAAUGGUAACACCCAGCCCAAUCCACAGAGGACUUACCAAGUUGUUGUGGCUGCGACCCGAGAAAUGGGUAUUGGAAAGGAUGGGAAACUACCUUGGAGACUGCCCUCUGAUCUCAAGUUCUUUAAGGACGUCACUGUGACCACAUCAGAUCCUGCGAAAAAGAAUGCAAUUAUAAUGGGUAGAAAAACAUGGGAGAGCAUUCCAUCUGAGCAUCAACCUCUACCUGGCCGCCUUAAUGUUGUUCUGACUCGUUCUGGGAGUUUUGAUAUUGCUACUGCAGAGAAUGUUGUGAUAUGCGGAAGCAUGUCAUCUGCUUUGGAAUUGUUAGCUGCUUCUCCUUACUGUCUGUCAAUUGAGAGAGUGUUUCUCAUUGGAGGUGGCCAGAUAUUAAGGGAAGCUCUCAAUGCGCCUGGCUGUGAAGCCAUUCACAUUACAGAAAUAGAGACAAACAUUGAAUGUGACACUUUUAUCCCUGCAAUUGAUUCCUCUGUGUUUCAGCCGUGGUAUUCAUCCUUUCCCAAGGUUGAAAAUAGCAUUCGUCAUUCUUUCACAACUUACGUUCGCGUAAGGAGUUCUGCAGUUGAAUCCCUUUGUGAAAACAGUGAUCUGAUCUCUAAUAGUAAGUCAGGCUCCAUUAAAUGUGAGGUGAAGAAUUUCUCUUUUCUGCCAAAGAUGAUUUUUGAGAAACACGAGGAGCACAUGUAUCUAAGGCUGGUACGAGAAAUACUCUCAGAUGGCACUUCUAAGGAUGACAGGACAGGGACUGGUACUUUGUCAAAAUUCGGUUGCCAGAUGCGGUUUAACCUGCGCAGAACUUUUCCACUUCUGACAACCAAGAAAGUAUUUUGGCGAGGGGUUGUUGAAGAACUUCUGUGGUUCAUCAGUGGUUCAACAAAUGCCAAGGUCCUUCAGGAGAAAGGUAUUCACAUAUGGGAUGGAAAUGCAUCUAAAGACUACCUUGACAGUGUUGGUUUAACUGACAAGGAAGAGGGCGACUUGGGACCAGUAUAUGGGUUCCAGUGGCGACACUUUGGUGCCAGGUAUACUGACAUGCAUGCUGACUAUACCGGUCAAGGAUUUGAUCAGUUGCUAGAUGUUAUUGACAAGAUUAAAAAUAAUCCAGAUGAUCGGCGGAUUAUACUGUCAGCAUGGAAUCCUUCUGAUCUCAAAUUGAUGGCACUCCCACCUUGUCACAUGUUUGCUCAGUUCUAUGUAGCCAACGGACAGUUAUCGUGUCAAAUGUAUCAGCGUUCUGCUGACAUCGGCCUUGGUGUUCCAUUUAACAUUGCAUCAUAUGCUCUUCUGACAUGCAUGAUUGCUCAUGUUUGUGGUCUUGUUCCAGGUGAUUUCAUUCAUGCCUUAGGGGAUGCUCAUGUUUACCGCACUCACAUCAGGCCUUUGAAGGAGCAGCUUGAAAAGCUGCCCAAGCCUUUUCCAAUUUUGAAGAUCAAUCCUGAGAAAAAGAAUAUAGAUUCUUUUGUGGCGGCUGAUUUCAAACUGAUAGGUUAUGAUCCUCAUCAGAAGAUAGAAAUGAAAAUGGCCGUAUAGGGCUCUCUCAAAUUUUCAGUAGAGAGCUCAGACACUAGUUUUAUAUCUAGGCGAUGCUGCUGUUAGUUUUGAAGGCAAGUUACAUUUUGUUUUUUGUUUAUGCUGAUGAGUCUUUUAUUCUCUAACCCUGACUAUACCUCGAUACUACCUUGCUAAUUCAAAUGGGUUUACAUAGCAUGCGGUUGGAAUUGUAUGUAAGUUUGAACCAACUUAAGUUGUACAGUUUGAUUAUCUUAUUCCUCGAAUUAAGACAUUUCGCGAGACUGAAGCUUUACGUUGUGUUUCAGGUGCAGGAUUUGAAGGUUCAUGUUGAUGUAGAGUUUCAAUACAGAUGAAUAACUGGUAUUAGGACUAUACUUGAAGCUUUGCAUUUGUAGUAAUCGGGAAUCCUUUAGUUUCACGUACACUCAGGUGGCUCUAAGGUGAUUUAGGAUACUUUCGAACUUUUUUUCUUCUCUGCUUUUUGAGCAUGCUUUGGCGCUUUGGCACUUUGUCACAUGGAUAGAGGCCCAUCACUUAGGUCUCUUAAUUUCUAUGAACACUGUGUUGUACUUUUAUAAGAAAAUAGAAUUGGGGAUCACAUGAUU
Molecule: messenger RNA, 2561 nt
Organism: Pyrus x bretschneideri (Chinese white pear)
Lineage: Eukaryota; Viridiplantae; Streptophyta; Magnoliopsida; Rosales; Rosaceae
Product: bifunctional dihydrofolate reductase-thymidylate synthase
Exons: 11
Coding region: 394-1974 (526 amino acids)
Biological process (GO): tetrahydrofolate biosynthetic process; one-carbon metabolic process; dTMP biosynthetic process
Cellular component (GO): mitochondrion; cytosol
Molecular function (GO): dihydrofolate reductase activity; thymidylate synthase activity
Source: RefSeq, a predicted model, not a curated record